AUGGGCCCUACGAGACAAUUUUCCAUGGGAGAAGUCGCGAUGGCGUACCCAUUCGCGUGGCCUGUCCAGCCAUUCGUUCAUGAAGGCUACCUCGACCGUACCACGAGUCCUGAUGGUGCGUACGUAGCAAGUCAUAUUGGACUGCAGACUGUUUCGGGUGCUUCCAUCAUCACCAUGGCCAUCACCAUCACCAUCACUCGCAUGCCUCGUGUCUUUUAG
This is a messenger RNA of Colletotrichum costaricense, 219 nucleotides long. RefSeq lists its product as uncharacterized. The record is from RefSeq and is a predicted model, not a curated record. NCBI's taxonomy places the organism in Eukaryota, Fungi, Ascomycota, Sordariomycetes, Glomerellales, Glomerellaceae. The transcript has a single exon. The coding region runs from base 1 to 219 and encodes 72 amino acids.